UGAACAGACUGCUUCAUUUCCUAAACCAUUCGCUGUUGAACUUUGGGUUCGAAUACUUUGGUGGCUUUCAGAGUACAUCUCACAGUCUUUGCAUCUCAAUUUCCUAAACGAUAUACACCAUAAAGGCCUAUCUAUAGACUCUGAUAAUGGCUUCCUCUGUCCCAGGUCCUCUGCCUCUUCCAGAGUCACGUUAUGAUCUGUCCACAUACAUGGGUCGUGUCUACCAUUGUGCCGAGAUCUCUGACCCGACAAUGCUCUUCACGACUUCCAAGCAACUGGAAGAUGCUAAGAAUCUCAUCUCUGACUAUCGUAAUGGCCGUGUUACAGAAGUGUCGGAACAGUUCUGGACAGCAAAGAAGAUCUUGGACUCCACUGUUCACCCAGACACCGGUGAAACCGUUGUGCUACCAUUCAGAAUGUCGUCCUGUGUGCUCAGUAACCUCGUUGUCACUGCUGGUAUGCUGACUCCAGGUUUGGGCACGGCUGGUACGCUGUUCUGGCAAAUCGCUAAUCAGUCCCUUAAUGUGGCUGUGAAUUACUCGAAUGCUAACAAGUCCCAUCCAUUGAGCACUACCCAAUUGAUCCAGAACUAUGCCAUUGCCGUGACAUCGUCAUGUGGUGUUGCUCUUGGUCUCAAUGCCAUCGUCCCAAGAUUGAGAAAUGUCUCCCCAAAUACAAAGAUGAUCCUCGGACGUUUGGUUCCAUUCGCUGCAGUUGUGUCAGCUGGUAUUGUCAACGUGUUUGCCAUGAGAUCUCAAGAGAUCAAGAAGGGUAUCUCUGUCUUUGAUAAGGAUGGAAAUGAGGUUGGCAAGUCCAAAACUGCUGCUGUCUACGCUGUGGGUGAAACUGCUGCUUCAAGAGUCAUAAACGCAACACCAAUCAUGGUGAUUCCUCCAUUGAUCCUUGUUAGAUUGCAAAGAGGGUUCCUCAAAGGUAAAGGUCUUGGAAUUCAAACGCUUGUUAACCUUGGGUUGAUUGCUGCAACAUCCUUUAUCGCGUUACCGUUUGCUUUGGCAAUAUUCCCACAGUACCAAGGCAUAGACAUUCAUAGACUCGAAUCUGACCUUGCUGGUAAGAAGGAUAAGAAUGGUGACAUUAUUGAUAAAGUCUACUUCAACAGAGGUAUCUAGACAAUGUAUUCUAGUCGUUAAUAUUUAAUAGCACAAGUGGUAUAUGAGCACAAUUAAAAACUAAAUCACCAAAAUCUCCACUCAAGGGAUCCGGCAUUCAUGGCCUUGUCAAUAGCGUUGCGGUCUUCAAAUUCGACAAAAUCUUGGGCAGUGUAUGGGAAUGAAUCAGAAACCUCUAUAUAACCAACACCUUUACCUCCCAAUGUAGUUUCAUAUGUUUCAAACCCAAGUGAUUGGUACUUUUUGAUGAGCUCUUGGAUAACGCUCUCCUCUGCGUCAUCGUUGAGCAAAGUGAUAGCACAACCACCACCACCGGCACC
Molecule: messenger RNA, 1450 nt
Organism: Williopsis jadinii
Lineage: Eukaryota; Fungi; Ascomycota; Saccharomycetes; Phaffomycetales; Wickerhamomycetaceae
Gene: FSF1
Product: Fsf1p
Exons: 1
Coding region: 147-1130 (327 amino acids)
Biological process (GO): mitochondrial transmembrane transport; monoatomic ion transport
Cellular component (GO): mitochondrial inner membrane
Molecular function (GO): monoatomic ion transmembrane transporter activity
Source: RefSeq, a predicted model, not a curated record